AUCAGAUAUGUUCGAUUAACUUGUUUGUUUCCAAUAAUUUAAAACGAAGCUUUCACCGAAAGAUAGUGGAGAACGAGGAUAUGAUGAGAUUCACAGCCUACGCUGUGUGUGACCGUCCUCGGAGCGCCGCCUCAACGACGGCAUCAGCAGGACUGCCUCAUGACGGCGUCUAUGUGAAGUUCAGCCUGUACACAUCCCCAUUCCAGAUGGACUCCAUCACAACCGUUUGCCGUCAGCUUAGCAACGAGGGUCGCUUCUCAAUGUUAUCGGCAAUUCUACCGAAGUGGGGCCACAUUCUUGAUUGCCAAACCCUAUUGGCCAUCACAAAAGAGGUGAUCAGAAAAGCGCGGCAACAAAUCGCUGAGAGUGAUCAUGAUCAUCGUAGACGCCACCAGAUUCUUGUGAAGAUAUUGUCGUUCCAGAUACAUGAUGACGUGGAGGCUGCGGACGAUGAUGAUGUUAACGUUGUUCGAAGUACGAGGAAGAGGGCGAACGCCGACAUUGAAGGCGGUGACGGUGGGGGUAAUUGUUAUUGCGUUAUUUGCAUGGAGGAGAUGACCGCGGAGAUGAGGAGGGCAAAUAAGAAGAGCAGGAUGUUUAAUGAUGUUGUAACAUGCAAUCAUAUUGCAACAGGGUCCUACUUUCACAACCGCUGCCUUUGCACUUGGCUGCGGAAAAACCCUUCUUGCCCUCUCUGCCGCUCCCAGAUCAUAAACAAAAUUCAUAAUUAGCCUCUCCUGAUUUUUUAAGUAAUAUUAUAACUAAUGGAUGUUUGAAUGAAACAUUGAUUUAACUUGUAAAUGUCAGUGCAUAAUUUUUGCAUUGAAAUACGAAGGCAUGGUUACA
Cuscuta epithymum is the source of this 846-nucleotide messenger RNA. The record is from the annotation of a GenBank genome assembly. NCBI's taxonomy places the organism in Eukaryota, Viridiplantae, Streptophyta, Magnoliopsida, Solanales, Convolvulaceae.